AUGCCGGCAGCCAUCAAACGAAGGAAGCUAUCAACGACAGCCAAGGCCGCGUCUUCCUCCGCAAACAGACCUCGAGGGAUCGACGCUUUCACGAGAGUUUCCAAGGGAAGCAGCGUUACUAAAUCAGUUAUCGAGAAGAAUUACCAUGCCGAUAUCACCGUUACUCCUUCCCAAAAUUAUGCUUCGACCACGCGAAAACGGAAAUUAGUUGUGAUCGAGGAGGACGCGGAAAUCGCUGAGGACACCUCGCAAAUCCUGUCUGCUUCUAGCAGGCCCAAGACGAAGUUGUUGCCACGGCGAAGAGCAAGUGAAGCAAGACCGACCCCACAAACUCCGCAAAAAUUGAUCCGCAACUGCGAAUCUCCUGACUCAAUUGAAACACCCACGAAAGGAGCUCGAGGUCUCCUUGACCGACUUUUCCUUUCUUCGACCACUCCUACCCGAUCAUCACUCAACCACGAUUCAUCUACUUCAUAUAUUCUCGAUCCUAACACACAUCCUUCUCCGGGGCAAAAUCCUCAGGACCUCCCAACCGAAUUACUCGACCUCAUAAACCUACACGCAGCAUUCCUUACCGCAUCAUCACUUCACUACGCCCAUAAUGGAACACACUCACCGGCGGAUCUCCGCAUGCUCUGCCCGAACGUGGCCCGAGCCUGGGGUAAGCGCAGCGUGACACUUGAGGACAUUCGCCGGACUCUCGGCGUGUUGAAUACCAAUAUCGGGGAAGACUGCAGUGAUCAUAGGAUAUCACGGCUCAUACUUUCUGAUUAUGGACAUGGCAAAAUAUGUAUCGAGAUUGGGACAGCCGCAGGUAAACCUGGUAGGAUUGCCAGGCCUGUGAACGAGGAUCUUUUGAAUGGCAUAUUUGUAAGGGGGUUAACGGCAGCCUGGGAGUCAAGAGCCUCCACGGAGACGGAGCCGAAAGAAUUCAUCGGAAGUUUACCCUUAGAGGCCAUUACUACAUGCUCGUCAUUUAAGAUUUCGCCUAUGGCUGCCAAGGGACAACGAAGACUAGAAGAUUUGAAACACGGAAUCACCAUCACGAAGGAGCAGGAGAAAAGCAAGUGCAGCGUGAAGGAAGAAGCUACUCCCUCUUCCAUCGGCGCAAAACCAACUCUCCUCGAGCGCCUAAGAGCGAAACAACAGCAGUUAUCCAGCCUGCCACCACCACCAUCAAAGGAAGAACUUGAUCGCAAGGCAGCAUUAUCAAGAAUCGAGGGAGUAGCAGCUGUGUUGGCAAAUCUAAGCACGUCCAGAUCUGUCGGCCAGCAAAGGGUCUCUUUUACUCUCCCAACUGUUCUGGGCAAAUUGCGGGAUUCAUUGAAUACACCUAUGUCUAAAGAGGAGGGAGAAACUUGUCUUCGGCUGAUGGCCGCGGAGAUAGCCCCUGACUGGGUGGCUAUUGUGAAAUUGGGUAAAAUGGAAGCCCUUGUUGUGAAUAGGGAUGCAAGACCUAGAGAAUCGAGUAUUAGAGAGCGUGUUGAGCACGCUACUUGA
This is a messenger RNA of Venustampulla echinocandica, 1500 nucleotides long. RefSeq lists its product as uncharacterized. NCBI's taxonomy places the organism in Eukaryota, Fungi, Ascomycota, Leotiomycetes, Helotiales, Pleuroascaceae. Bases 1 to 1500 code for a protein of 499 amino acids. The record is from RefSeq and is a predicted model, not a curated record. The transcript has a single exon.